GUGUUUCGAGAAUGCCGUGGAGUGUCGGACGUAUCAACAUUCAUCGUCGUCGUCGUCUCGGAUACGAUGCAUGGUGCAAAGACUGCGAAAUCGUGUCGCAUUCAAUCGUGUUUCGCAUCUUCUCCGUUGCCUCGUAUCCCGAGUUUCCGACACGCGUGAGUACUGGGAGUGUUUCGAGAGUGCCGAAAGGAAGGAUCGCGUGUUUGUAUCAAGUGUGAAUCAAGACGAAUCGUUGUAAGGAGGAUCUUAAAUCUUGAACGUACGUUCGACAGCUGCGGCCGAGACGGAGCUGGACGAAGCAACCAGUGACGAAUGACAACAAUCUCGCCUUUGUUAUCUUCGUAGUGUAUACUUUACUUGAAAAUGAAAGGCGCGGUGUAUUUCCGAUGAGUGAAAACUUGCGAGAAAUUUGACACCUUUUUAAUAAGCAUUUUACAAGGUUCUAGUAACGCUUCUAAUGGACGAGAAGCAAACAGAAAAUUCAAGAAUUGGGAAUUCUUCUAUUAGCAAUGUACCUAUGAUAACAGCCAAUUUAGAGAUGCUUACCAUAGAGACUAACUCUCUACCUACAGAAACCAAGAGGAUUCUUAGGAAACGGAUAUCUAAACCUUCAGACGUUCGUAUAGUAAGGCUUAGGUCAAAAAAGAGAAAGAUCUCUGAAGUAGAACCAUCAGAGGACGAUACCAAGGAUAUCAAGAAGUAUUAUUUAGACAAAAAGAUAAAUAAAAAAUCAAACAAUCUUGAAACUAUAUAUGAAGAGAGGGACAAUCUGAGUGACGAUGCUGCAACAUGUAUGAGUGCGAAAAGAUUUAAGAGAAUGUUGCAGUUCUCCCCUACAGCUUCCAAGCUGAAGAAGAGACGCGAGAAGAUACAAAGAGUAUUUGGAUCUAAGAUUAGGUACAAGAAAUGCUCAAUGCAAGCUCUUGUAGAUAAAUUAAAUACCAUUAGAGAGAGUUCACCAAUGAAACUUGACAAUGAACUCGAAUCGUAGCAAAUUUUUUUGUGAGAAUAUCAAUGCCAUGUUUCUAAGAUUUUUUUAAGGCACUAUUUGCUUCAGAAUUUCAUGAAUUGUUUGCUUCUAUAUUUCUUGUAGGUAAGAAAUAUAAAAACUUAUAUUAAAGGAUAAGAAGUGUCAGAAUUAUUUUAUAAUAAUAUUUAAAUGGAGAAAAAUUUGCAUUUUACCUAUCCAAGACUGAAAGAAUUAUAUUAAGAAAAUUAUAUUACAUGGAGUUCUGUAAGCAUUUAACUUGCAUCCCACUAGAUUUACAUGUAUUCUAAAGUAAAAGAGAAUAAAUGAGAUAAUUGUAUUUCUAUUUG
Molecule: messenger RNA, 1317 nt
Organism: Solenopsis invicta (red fire ant)
Lineage: Eukaryota; Metazoa; Arthropoda; Insecta; Hymenoptera; Formicidae
Product: protein tantalus
Exons: 4
Coding region: 458-991 (177 amino acids)
Source: RefSeq, a predicted model, not a curated record